Messenger RNA from Cryptomeria japonica (Japanese cedar), 1814 nucleotides. Its product is annotated as protein POLLENLESS 3-LIKE 2. Gene Ontology annotation, molecular function: protein binding. NCBI's taxonomy places the organism in Eukaryota, Viridiplantae, Streptophyta, Pinopsida, Cupressales, Cupressaceae. Bases 105 to 1514 code for a protein of 469 amino acids. The record is from RefSeq and is a predicted model, not a curated record. The transcript is spliced from 4 exons.
CAAUUCAUAGCUUCCAUUCAAUUUUUCCUACAGCUACUCUUCUCCGUCUGUUUGCACAAGGGUCUUUCAUGCAUGCAGAGGCUUCUCAAUUCUGAGGAGUCACAAUGGACAGAAUGUGGAAGAGGCCCAAUAACAGAAACAGUAACAGUAACAAUCCUCCAAGCCCAUAUGUGCAAAGGUUCUGUAAAUCUGCACCCUGUUCACCAGCAAAGGCUACAGUUAAAAAAACCAGCAAUGGCCCUGCUAGGGCUGAUACUCCAUAUGUCAAGGCCAAGCAUGCACAGUUGGUGGACAAAGAGCCUGACAGAGCAAUAGCUCUGUUUUGGGCCGCAAUUAAUGCAGGAGACAGGGUAGAUAGUGCUCUGAAAGACAUGGCAGUUGUCAUGAAACAACAAAACAGGCCUGAAGAAGCAAUUGAAGCGAUCAAGUCACUGAGAAACCGUUGCAGUGAUCAAGCCCAAGAAUCACUGGACAAUCUACUGCUGGACUUAUACAAGAGAUGUGGAAGAAUGGAUGACCGGAUUGCACUGUUGAAGCACAAGCUCAACUUGAUUCAUCAGGGCUUGGCAUUCAAUGGAAAAAGAACCAAGACUGCCAGAUCCCAGGGGAAGAAAUUUCAACUUUCUAUAGGACAAGAGGCUACAAGAUUACUUGGGAACUUGGGUUGGGCAUAUAUGCAACAGUCCAAUUAUAUUGCUGCAGAGGCUGUAUACAGGAAAGCCUUAUCAAUUGAACUAGACAACAACAAGAUGUGCAAUCUUGGUAUUUGUUUAAUGCAUCGAGGAAGGGGUUUUGAGGCUAAAUCCAUGCUCCAAAAUGUAAAACCUGCAUCUGCAAAUGGUCCAUGCGGACUUGAUUCUCACUUGAAGUCCUAUGAAAGAGCCCAAGAGAUGCUAAGAGACCUUGAAGGAAAUCCAAGCCUCAAAUCCUGUGUGUGGCAAUCCCUGCCAUGUAUUCAAAAUGGUCCAUGGAAGCAUAUUGAAAAUCCUAUCUCUGUGAGUGUGGAUUGGGAUGUUACUGCUCUCAAUGCAACAUCUGGAUUCGGACCAUUCCCUUGCUCUGAGGACUGUGACUCAGAUGGUUUCAGGAAUGAGAAUGUAAAUACAAACAACAGGAGGACUCCAUUUGUUUUUCCUCAAAAAACAGAGGAUGGUUUCGGCAAUGAAAAUGUAAAUAUAAACAACACGACUCCAUUUGUUUUCCCUCAAAAAACAGAGAUCUUGAAGCAAAGGCUUGAUAAAAUUUGCUUGGAGAAUGAAACAAGGCCUUAUUUUAUAGGCCAGAACUUGCAGAACGAAGCAAGGCCUUUUCCUCUAUUCCAGAGCUCGGACAUUGAGCCAAAACCUUCAUUUCUAGGCCAGAGUUUGGAGGACACGAGGACUUCAUUUGUAGGCCAUCAUAGCCUGAAGAAUGAAACGAGGCCUGCAACUAGAAGGUCACUUUCAUGGGAUGCUUUGGGAUUCAUUGAAGCUCCAGAUAGUAACGACUUACAACAAAUCGUGGCGCCUGCCUAAAAUUCAAUCCAUCCUGCCCAGCAAAGGAAGUGUCAUUGCCGCCUACCAGGAGAUGACACUUCCCUCGAGCCUUAUUAAAUAGUGUAUUAUUAUAACUACUGUUUUUCAAUACGUUUUUCCUAUCAGGAGAACAAAGGAUUGUAUAGAAAUGGAAUCAGCAGCAAAGUUGCGAAGAAUGUUUGACAGCACAAAAGUGCUCCAUCCUCCCGCUACAAAAAAUAUAUUCAAUUAUUCAUUGAAAUACAUAUAAAUAUCUGUGAUUUAUUAUUAGUUCCUGCCAACAGGCAGGUUACUAUUGCA